AUGCGCCUACUAUGGCUGCAAUUUUGGGCAAUCUUCAUUGGAAUUGAAGCUCGAAGCAGAAAUGGCGUCUACAGCACUUCCUUCGUUUUUCUCACAGCAACAAAUCAGAAGACCGGCGAAAGCGUGCAAAUCUGCGCGAACUACCUUCAAUCGCAAAUUCGAGAAGUUGCCAAGACAAGAGAAACAGCUGAAGUCUACCCUCUCGUUUGGUGGGCCGAACAGGAGGGCAACUUGGAUUUGUGCAACGGGCCACGACAAUUCGCCACAACACCUUACUCUGGAAGCAUUGUCCCGUUGAGCUACCGUGUCAAUGGCUCUUCAAAAGGUGAUCGCGCUUGUGUAGAGUCUUUCAACAACGAUUCAUCGGCUUUUAGAAACGUCACACAAUCUGAGGUUGAUGAACUGAAGAGCUUUGGUGCUUCUGCUGCUUUGCUGCUACUCAACAAAGGGCAACGCUUUGUGACGAGCUGGCGCGAUUUUCUCUUCUCCGACUUCACCGAUCCCUACGUGAAUGCGUCAGAUGCAAUCCCGACUUUCUUCGCCUACAAGGAGGAUUUUGACAAGAAGAUCAUUACCCUCGAUCACCCAUCCAAUCACCCAUCGAUUACUCUUCAAAUACAUCGACCACCGUCUUCACAAUGGGACGCUUCGAUGCUCAUCAUUUGGUUGCUCGCAGUUGGUGCCGUCACAGGAGGAGGCUUUUGGGCGUUCUACAGACACAACAAUGGUAAAGAUGAGAAUCGACAGGUACAUCAUCCCGAGCCAGAGGAUUCCAAGGGAUGUUGUAAUAAACACGCCAACACACUUGCUAUUCUCAUCUUGAUGGUUGUUCUCGUUUCAAUUUUGAUGUUGGGCUACUAUUUUCGGCCGGUGUUGAUCGUCGUCUUCAAUAUUUUCCUCGUUGUACUUGGCUCCUUCUCGGUGUACGGCUGCGCGAACGCUCUUCUUUCGAACCUUAAAUGUGCACGGCCACAAUGCUGCGUAACUCCGCUUUGCGCAAGAUUCCCCGAGAUGGGUUGCAUUUCACACGCACCCUCGCUGGCGGCUUUCUUCCUUUAUGGGUGGUGCCUCGCGCUUUGUGUUUUCUGGUUCUUCACGAGAAAUGCGCCAUACGCGUGGAUUUUACUCGACUUCAUCAAUUUUACAAUGUGUCUGCAUAUUUUGAAGUCUCUACGAUUACCUAGUCUCAAGUGGAUAACCGGGUUGAUGGUCUGCAUGUUCGUCUACGAUGCGUUUAUGGUCUUUUUCACGCCGUUCUUAACUCCUUCUGGUUGCUCGGUGAUGUUACAGGUCGCGACGGGUCUGGAUUGCAGCUCUUCUUCGGGUGGAGGCUAUCCAACGCCACCAAUCGAUGCAAAUUUACCAGAAAAGUUUCCGAUGUUGAUGCAAGUGAUGCACUUUGACCCGAUGCUCGAAUGUGUCGAUGUGGAGGUGGAACGAGGAUAUCAAAUGACGAUUUUGGGACUCGGCGACAUCAUAAUUCCAGGAUAUCUCAUCAGCCAUUGCUUCACGAUGGGUGGUUUCCCAGCGCAAACGCGAUUAAUUUAUGGAAUUAUUUGCAGUAUAGGCUACGGUGUCGGUUUGGUGAUUACGUUCGUGGCUUUGACUUUGAUGGGGAUCGCUCAGCCAGCCCUCAUCUAUCUCGUUCCAGCCACCUUGAUACCGGUCUGCAUCACCGCUCUCAUUCGAAAGGAAUGGGGACGGUUAUGGCAUGGUGCUCAAGAUAAAUCAGAUAUUACGCCUCUUCGCUUGACUGAUGGACCCAUGACUCCACCACGAUAUAUAAAUCGUUUUUUCGCAUUUAACAUUACGGGUGAGGAUGCGGUGCUGAAUCGAGAAGCCGUUUCAGACGAUUGCUGCACUUCCACUGAAACGUGUAAAAAUUUUGUU
This is a messenger RNA of Mesorhabditis belari, 1890 nucleotides long. NCBI's taxonomy places the organism in Eukaryota, Metazoa, Nematoda, Chromadorea, Rhabditida, Rhabditidae. The record is from the annotation of a GenBank genome assembly.